CCCCCCCCCGCCCUGAGUUUAUCUGUCGGCAUGAGUGGACCGGUAGUUUUCCGCACGUGCGUGGCGCUCUUAGUUUUGGUGAGCGCGGGAGCGCUGGCGAGAGCUCAGGUCUCCACGGUCAGAGUCAUAAGGGCCAACAUCAGGAGAGAUGACUUGUACCGAAAAGGGGACAACAUCAGCGUUACACCGCUGGGCGGAGUCAUCCACAGCCCACGCUUCCCCAACUCGUACCCGCGCAAUCUGCUGCUGUCGUGGACGCUGGUGUCGCCGCCGGGAAGCAGGAUACACUUGGAAUUCGAUGGGCACUUUGGCCUCGAGGAGGCGGAGAACAAUGUGUGCAGGUAUGACUUUGUGGAAGUGGAGGACCAAUCAGAGUCCAGCACAAUAGUUUGGGGCCGCUGGUGUGGCCACAAAGCACCGCCCAGUCUCAACUCCAAGUCCAACGUCCUCAAAAUAACCUUUAAGUCCGACGAUUACUUUGUCGCAAAGCCGGGAUUCAAACUUUACUAUUCAUUCCUGGCUGAGACGCCUUUGCCUGCAUCCCAAACCAACUGGGAGGCCGUCACCAUGUCGGACAGCCGUCGUCUGGGCCCGGCAGCAGUCACAGAGGUUCCCCUCUCAUUAGACGACCUGGAUCGAACCAUCGCCGCCUUUGACACCGUGGAGCAGCUUCUCAGAUCGUUGAACCCAGACACCUGGAAACAGGACCUGGACAGCAUCUACACGCAAACGCACGUUCAUUAUAGAUCCAGGGCUUAUCAUCUGGCAAGCAGGCACAACAAAGUCGACCUCGACCGCCUCUACGACGACGUCAAGCGCUACAGCUGCACCCCGCGCAACUACUCGGUGAACCUGCGCGAGGAGCUGAGGGCCACCAACGCCGUCUUCUUCCCCCGCUGCAUGCUGGUCCGGCGCUGCGGCGGCAACUGCGGCUGCGGCACCAGCAACUGGAACGGCGGCUGCAGCUGUCGGCCCUCCAAGACCGCGACGAAACUACACGAGGUGCUCAAGUACGCCCCGGAGAGCGCCGUGCGCCGGCGCCAUCGCAGGACAAGGCUCCGCUGGGUCAUCGACGAGAUUUUCCUCACCCACCACGACAAGUGUGAAUGCGUCUGUCCCUCCCAGCCUCCUCGCUGAAAAACAAAAAACCAAAACAAAACAAACAAAACAGAAAAAAAAACGAUAACUGUCAUCGACGCCUACUGCCAUUUUGCCGUGAACUUUUUUUUUUUUUUUUUUUUAAUGCUACCAGCUGCGCAGUAAAUGCAGCAGAAAUAAUUUGACGGGACGACGCGCAAACCUUUCCUGUUAUGUAACAAUAAGCACGUAAAACUUACAAUAACGCGCUAUGCAAAUGCCUUGCAUGAGUUGAGUGCAUCUUCAGAUGUCUUUUCAGCCGCUGGCAACGAAGGAAGGAAGGAAGGAAGGAGGAGAGGACGGGAUGGGGACGGGGAGGGGGGCGCUGUGAAUCCGAGAUGACGGACAUCUGUACCUAAAGACUAAAAAAAAAACACAUUAUUCUGAAAAAUGUAUUCCCCCAACGCUUGUGCUAUUCCGCAAAGCUCGUCUUUGUUUUGCACACAUUCCAGGCAGCAGGAAUCCCAGCAUCGCGUUGUACUUUGUCUGUACUCUGUUCCCUCCCCUUUUGUCCCCCCCCCUUACCGUCUCCUUACACACCACAAAUCCUUUCGCAUCGCUCACUCCCGAACCCGUCAAGAGGAGAUGUCGGCACGGGCUGCCGCGCUCUGCCCGGUUUUCUGAGCUUUUCCGGUGCAUUCCGGCCGCUAACCGUGAAUUCUGCUAACGUCGAUAAAACUUUGCACAUCACCCCCCCCAAAAAAAAACAAAAACAAAAAAAAAACAUCACGGAUCAGAGGGGGGGGGGGGGAGCGAGGGGGUGAGAGAGAAGAAAUCGGUCAGAUAGAACCCUGGCAGAUGCUUGCAAAAAAAUUUUAUUCAUGACUUACCAGUGCCCGGUUGUUAGCACGGCGGCGCUAACGUUAGCGCUAGCAUUAAACUCUCCGUUUCUUUGUAAAUAUCCUGUGCUUCGAUGUGGGCACUUGCGGCUUUUACACAGCUGCGGCGUAUGUACGUACCAAAUGGUAUUUCCUUCACAAAUGUACCGGUUGAGGCUCUGUCGGCGGGAAUUACGGCGGCUGCUGAACUGACUCUUUAGCCAUCGGAUCGAACUCGCGAUGUCAAAUGUUUUGGGCGGCCUUUGCGCAAGGCCAAGUUAGAAAGGCCACAACGGAAGAAGAAAUCGCUCAUUUAAAAAAAAAAAAAACAAGAAAAAGACUUUGGAAGGCGAUCGCAGGACGUCUUGACCGUAGUACACACCAGUAUCGAAACUGAGAGGCCCCGUAGCUCAGUGGUUAGCGCAUCGGUUUGGUAAAGUGAGUUCGAAUCUCACCGGGGCGUUAGAAAGGGCAUCCGGUGUAAAAACCGUGUCAAACAAAUAUGAGCGUUCAUGUGAGAUGUCACGCUAAUCGAAAGAAACGGCGGAUAAUCUCUGGUCAUUUGCUCGAAUUCAAGUCAACGCUUUUGUCGCUCGCACGCCGGAUGUUCAUCAGGUCACCCGCUUUCGCUAAGCGUUCAGCUUCUAAUCCCAACAAUAUUUGCUCGCGUGUUUCGCGUCCCUCAUUCUCGCGCACACCAAAGCCGCUUUCGAUAAAUAAAAGAAUCCGACGGCUGGCGGCCGUUAGCGUCACGUUUUGCAUCACUUAUACCGCGUCGGCGCCGCUUUCACCCUGAAUGCGAGAACGUUAGUCGAGAUGUUCAGACAUAUUUUCUUUUUUUUUUUUUUGUCUUUUGUGACUCACACAACGAACGUCAGCGCUUAUCCAAAAAAAAAAAAAAAGUGUUGCAUUUGCUGUCUUUGGAAUAUUCCUGACAAAACUGUAGGCUUUAAUUUAUUGUCUUUCUCGGUUGUUUUGUUUGCAGCUGGAUGGUUUUGAUAAAUAAAAG
Messenger RNA from Syngnathoides biaculeatus (alligator pipefish), 2964 nucleotides. RefSeq names its product platelet derived growth factor d (gene pdgfd). NCBI's taxonomy places the organism in Eukaryota, Metazoa, Chordata, Actinopteri, Syngnathiformes, Syngnathidae. Gene Ontology annotation, molecular function: growth factor activity; platelet-derived growth factor receptor binding. The record is from RefSeq and is a predicted model, not a curated record. Gene Ontology annotation, biological process: positive regulation of ERK1 and ERK2 cascade; positive regulation of MAP kinase activity; positive regulation of cell migration. Gene Ontology annotation, cellular component: membrane. Bases 31 to 1137 code for a protein of 368 amino acids. The transcript has 7 exons.